AUGAGCUGUUUUUCAUUUUGCAUGUCACAAGAGAGAAUCAAGAAAAAGCUAUCGAAGAAGAGCAUUCAAGAUCACAAGGACAACAAAUCCUUGGCCUCGUUUGCUAAUAUCUCCUACAAAUCAGAUAGCAGCAGGAGAAGGUAUAUAACAGAAGAAAUAGAAAAACUCGGAAAGGGGAAUAUUUCUUCUCAAAUAUUUACGUUUCAUGAGUUGAGUGUUGCUACUCAAGACUUCAACCCUGAGACUUUGAUAGGUGAAGGUGGUUUUGGGAGAGUGUACAAAGGUCACAUUGAAAGCAAAAAUACAGAUGUUGCAGUCAAGAAACUUGACAGAAAUGGUUUCCAAGGAAAUCGUGAAUUCCUUGUAGAAGUUCUGAUUUUGAGUCUUCUUCACCACCCUAACCUUGUUAAUUUAGUAGGAUAUUGUUCCGAUGGUGACCAGAGAAUAUUAGUCUACGAGUACAUGCCCAAUGGUUCACUCGAGGAUCAUCUCCUAAGUCAGUUGACUACGAAGUCAGACGUGUACAGUUUUGGGGUCGUGUUUUUGGAGUUGAUCACUGGUCGGAGAGUCAUUGACAAUUCAAGACCAAGUGAAGAGCAAAACUUAAUUACUUGGGUGCAACCUUUGUUCAAAGACAAGAAAAAGUUCCAUUUGAUAGCGGAUCCAUUGCUUGAGGGAAAUUACCCGGAAAAGGCACUCUGUCAAGCUCUUGCGGUUGCAGCCAUGUGUCUCCAAGAGGAAGCUUCUACGCGCCCUUUGAUCAGCGAUGUUGUAACUGCUCUAGAGUAUCUAUCCGUAGGCAAGGGCCAAGCUGAAAAUAAAGAAGAAGCACAAGAAUCAUCUACAGAAAAUACUGAAAAUAAUACACCAGAUGAUAAUUAG
This is a messenger RNA of Fraxinus pennsylvanica, 882 nucleotides long. Lineage: Eukaryota; Viridiplantae; Streptophyta; Magnoliopsida; Lamiales; Oleaceae. The record is from the annotation of a GenBank genome assembly.